Molecule: messenger RNA, 3775 nt
Organism: Xiphias gladius (swordfish)
Lineage: Eukaryota; Metazoa; Chordata; Actinopteri; Istiophoriformes; Xiphiidae
Gene: man2b1
Product: mannosidase, alpha, class 2B, member 1
Exons: 23
Coding region: 51-3086 (1011 amino acids)
Biological process (GO): mannose metabolic process
Cellular component (GO): lysosome
Molecular function (GO): carbohydrate binding; alpha-mannosidase activity
Source: RefSeq, a predicted model, not a curated record
AUCAUUAGUACGAGAAUGUAGUGUGUGUACUGCCAUCAACAGCAUGAUUUAUGAGAGUAUUUUUCGGUUUGGGGAAAGAAUUCCGGUCAGGUGACCGACUACAAGGGACUCGUCUACGGAGGGACUCAUCUUAUUGCAGCGACACUCUUUGGCUGGGGGGGGUUGGUGGUAUACGGCAGUGCUGCCUGAGAGUCUCAGCUGAGGGAACAAAACUGCCCCAACCCACGUCAUGUCAUGCCACCAAACCCAAUAUGCUGAAUGUCCACCUGGUCCCUCACACACAUGAUGAUGUUGGCUGGCUCAAGACCGUGGACCAGUACUUCUAUGGGGACCGUAACAACAUCCAGCAUGCCGGGGUGCAGUACAUCCUGGACUCGGUGGUGGAUCAGCUGUUGAAGAACCCGGACAGGAGGUUUAUCUACGUGGAGACGGCGUUCUUCUACCGCUGGUGGAAGCAGCAGAGCUCCAGUGCACAGCGGACGGUCAAACAGCUGGUAAACGAAGGCCGUCUGGAGUUCGUGAACGGCGGCUGGUGUAUGAGCGACGAGGCCACGACGCACUACAGCGCCGUCAUUGACCAGAUGACCAUGGGCCUGAGGUUCCUGAACGAGACGUUCGGGCCUUGCGGGCGUCCCCGAGUUGCCUGGCACAUCGACCCGUUUGGCCAUGCCCGCGAACACGCCUCCGUGUUUGCGCAGAUGGGAUACGACGGCUUCUUCUUUGGUCGUCUGGACUACCAGGACCGGGCCCGCAGGAUGGUGGAGAAGGAGCAGGAGCUUCUGUGGAGAGCCUCUGACAGCCUCACACCCCCCAUGGCUGACCUCUUCACCGGGAUCCUUCCCAACGGUUACAACCCUCCGGAGGGAUUCUGCUGGGACCAGCUGUGUGAUGACCCCCCAAUCAGAGACGACCCUGACCUGGAGGACUAUAAUGUUGAUGAUGUGGUGAAGCGCUUCCUCGCCAUUGCCAACAGUCAGGCUUUGGCGUAUAAGACGAAUCACAUCAUCAUGACCAUGGGCUCGGACUUCCAGUACGAGAAUGCCAACCUGUGGUACAAGAACCUGGACAAGCUGAUCCACUAUGUCAACGCCCAGCAGGCGAACGGCAGCAAAGUCAACGUGCUCUACUCUACCCCCUCCUGUUACCUCCAGGAGCUGCACCGAGCAAACCUCACCUGGGCUUUGAAGACGGACGACUUUUUCCCUUAUGCAGACGACGCUCAUGAUUUCUGGACCGGCUACUUUACCAGCCGGCCGGCGCUGAAACGCUACGAGAGGAUCAGCAACGGGAAUCUGCAGAUAUGUAACCAGCUGGAGGUGCUCGGUGGCCCGGUCUCCAGGAAGGGACCCUUCGGGGAAGGCGACAGCCAGACCAUGAAGAAGGCCAUGGCGGUGGCUCAGCACCACGACGCGGUGUCGGGCACAGAGAAGCAACACGUAGCCAACGACUACGCCAGGAGGCUGGCUAACGGCUGGCAACACUGUCAGGUUUUGGUGAGCAACAGUCUGGCUGCUCUGAGUGGCUCGUCCGCUGAGCGGAUCUACUGUGACAACCUCAACAUCAGUGUGUGUCCUCUCACCGAGUCCAGCAAAAAGUUCUCAGUCAACGUGUACAACCCUCUCGCUCGGCCCGUCACUUGGCCCGUCAGGCUGCCCGUGAAUGGAACCGCAUACACCGUAUCUGAUGCUAGAGGCGAAUCUGUGGACUGUCGGGUGGUUCCGGUGUCCAGAGCCACUCGGGGGGUGAGGCGGAACCGGGGCUUCGCCGUCAACGAGCUGGUGUUCCAGGUUCAGGCUCCCCCUCUGGGCUACAGCACCUACUCCGUGUCCCUGCUCCGGGAUGGACCUCCACCCGCCUCCGCACAGCACCGCACUCCCACAGUGAUCCAGAACAAGUUCCUGCAAGUGACCUUUGACCCGGAUACCGGCCUCUUGAGCAGCCUCAGCAACCUAGAGACCAAGCAGAGCAUCAAGCUGACGCAGAACUUCUAUUGGUACAAUGCCAGUGACGGUAACAACUUGGAGAGUGCUCAGCCCUCGGGAGCCUACAUCUUCAGGCCCAACUCGUCCGAGCCUUUCGUCAUCAGCCAGACGGCCGAGACCGAGACGGUUCAGACCUCGGCGGUGCAGGAGGUGAGGCAGCGGUUUUCCCCCUGGGUGUCUCAGGUGGUUCGUCUCUACACAGACAGCAGAGCUCUGGAGCUGGAGUGGACGGUCGGACCGCUGCCCAUACACGACAACCUGGGGAAGGAGGUAAUCACACGUCUAGACACCAGCAUCAGAACCUCAGAAAUCUUCUACACCGACUCCAACGGCAGAGAGGUGCUGCAGAGAAAGAAAGACUUCCGGCCCACAUGGCACCUGAAGCAGUCGGAGCCCAUUGCUGGAAACUAUUACCCCAUCAACUCCCGUGCAUUCAUCAAGGAUGACGUGGACCAACUCACUGUGGUGACCGAUCGCUCUCAGGGGGGCGGGAGCAUCCACAACGGCUCCCUGGAGAUCAUGCUCCACCGCCGGCUGUUGUACGACGACGUUCGCGGCGUUGGCGAGCCUCUCAACGAGACCUCCGGCGUCUUCCCGGAGGGGCUGGUGGUCCGCGGCCGCCUCCUGCUCUCCCUCGACCGCCCGCCCGCCGCCGCCGACGCGCACCGACCCCUGGCACAGGGGGUGGUGCUGCAGCCGCUGCUGACGUUCACGAAUGGGGAUCUGAGCCCAAACACUCGACUGGAGUUCUCAGGUCUUCAGGCCGCACUGCCUUCUGCAGUCCACCUCCUGACACUGACACAGUGGGACAAGGACUCGGUGCUGCUGAGACUGGAGCAUCAGUUCCAGAGCUGGGAGAGCAAAGUGAACUCGCAACCAGUCACCGUCAACCUGCAGAAGCUGUUUUCCACUCUGGAGGUGCUUGGCGUGUCCGAGCUGAACCUGUCGGCCAAUCAGUGGAAAGACGAGAUGAUACGUUUUGACUGGACGCCACAGACAGAUAAGAAGCCCCCGCUGAAGAUGUCCAAAGACCCCUCCACAUGGGAGGUGACCUUGAGGCCAAUGGAGAUCCGAACCUUCCUGCUCAAAGUCAGCCUCAGAUAGCCAAUCACACGCUUCGAAUUUUUACCAGAAGACGGGAAUAAUCGAUACAAUUUCAAUCCAAUGAAGUUCCUGUGGCCUCUUGCUUGGGUUUGAUUCGACCGAGCGGGGACUUUCUUUACACCCAGCUAGAAAUUGUGCAGACACUUGAGAAAGGAUGAAAAGGAUGAAAAGGAUUUCUCUAUACAAACAAAUGAGAGGUGGUGUGGGCACGGCUCGAUUUUGAACGCAGGGACAGACGACACUGACCACGACGCUAGAUCAGAUCCACCUGGGCGGGGGUUCCGGGAACACGUCGAGAUUUGUUCUCCUUUUACGAAGAAAUGAACCGGAUGUUGAGAUGUUUUUGAAAACCUAAGCCAUGACACUUAGUGACACCGAAUGUCUGAGCACGUUUCUCAUUUGCUGAAGCUGCCUUUUUUUUUUUUUUUUUAAACUGCAGACACAUCAAAAAUCAACGAGAAAAUACAGCCAUAUCCCUCCAAAACUGACACAUUCACUUCCAACCACACAGAAACCCAAUUCCCUGUUCAGAUAUUUUCUCUCGAGAAACUGGUGCCGACACGUACUGCCUGCCUGCCUGAGUGCAAUAAGUGUAACUUGUCUAUUUCUGCCUGUGUGUUUGUAUAUAUACUUUGAAAAUGAUUUUAUACUGAUCACCACAAAGCUCAUAAUAAAUUCUGUCAUUCUUA